Zerene cesonia (dogface butterfly) is the source of this 1746-nucleotide messenger RNA. RefSeq lists its product as uncharacterized. The transcript has 7 exons. NCBI's taxonomy places the organism in Eukaryota, Metazoa, Arthropoda, Insecta, Lepidoptera, Pieridae. The coding region runs from base 66 to 971 and encodes 301 amino acids. Gene Ontology annotation, cellular component: perinuclear region of cytoplasm. The record is from RefSeq and is a predicted model, not a curated record. Gene Ontology annotation, biological process: oogenesis; negative regulation of translation. Gene Ontology annotation, molecular function: mRNA binding; zinc ion binding.
AUCCGAACCGGGUAGUCGUGCGCAGCUAACACAAAAGAACGGCAAAUUGUACAAAUUGUAAUAAAAUGGGCCCUACGAAUUUAAAUGAUUUAUACAACUCCAUAGAAACUUUACCACAAUGGGUGAACCAAGAGACAAUGCGCUUUGCAUUGCAGACUUCGUUGGAAGAUCACAACACCGUACGUCGGCGAUGGUCCAGCGCAUUAGAAGGUAUUACUGGUAGCAAUAUAGAUGCUGUGAUGCAAGAGUUUAGAUUGAAUGGAUCAGACUCGCCCUACGAACCUGAAGACACAUUAUUUGACCCUUCACUUCACGAUGCAGGGUUACUAGGCCUGGGCCCGCCGAGCAGUUACCUCCGGCAGAAGUCCUGGCCCGCUCCAGAAAGUAGUCCCUGCACUCGUCUUCCUCGAUACGUUCCCAUGCCUGACUACAUCAAUGGAUCUUCUGAUGAAGAGACCCUUCCACCUGAGACGUUGACUGAACAACAGCGUCAAGUACUCAACACCAUUCCCACCGCUGUGCUGUAUCACUUACUCAAGGAUUUGGAGAAGAGCCGAGUGCAAGAAAAGAUAAAGAAAACAGAGAUGGAGUGCCGCUUCUGCAAGAACAACGGCGAGCGCGAGCAGUUCUACCGCACGCACUGGCUGCGCGUGGAGGGGCGCGUCACGUGCCCCGUGCUGCGCGCGCUCGUGUGCCGCCAGUGCGGCGCGCACGGCGACCGCGCGCACACGCUCAAGUACUGCCCGCUCACCAGCCCCGCGCAACGCAAGAAGUCCGCAGCAAUGAUGCAGAGUGUCCGCUUGGCGUCGGGGCGCCGCCGCAACAAGCUGCCAUCUGACGAGAGCGCGGGUGACUACGUUGUGUUCGGUGAAUUCUCGCAAAACCUGCUCAGAGAUGGCGGUUUUUGCAAUCCGUACGAAUCUCCCUUAGACCCGAUGUGGGCAGCACUGGAGAAAAAACUAAUGCGUUAAUGAUUUUCAUGCAUUGUUCCUAAUAAAUUUGAUUACCUUCGUACUAAAACAUAUUCUUGUCAGUGAUAUAAUUAGUAUAAAUUAUACUCUUAUUUUAGUUUAUUGUGUGGCGUAUAGAUGGCGCUAAAUCAAUUGAUCGAGCGAUUUUUCUUUUUUAUUCGUUUUUGUGACUUAUGUAUUAUUUUUGACAUUUUUUAUUAAUAAUACAAUACAAUUUUUUUACAAUUAACGAUUAUAAACGUUACUAUGUGUAUAUUUCAAUGAGAAUAAUACACAAUUAAUUAAUAUAAACUACCAUAUACUGAAUAUUUUCUUACGCGUUAAAUACAUUUCUUUUAUAAUUUCUAGACAUGUUCUAGGGUCCAGAAUAUUAAGCAUUUGAACAAUGCAUUUAUUAAAAUAAAAAUAUUACGAGAAGGUUUACAUUUAUGUAGUAAGUUUCCAUUUAAAUUCCUAUAAAAUAUAUUACAUUUUAACUUCCAAUUUUGUACCAUUGGAUUGAUUAAAAUAAUCAACAAUAAAAUCAAACUUUUCUACACAAUAAUAUAACAAAGGGAAUGUUAAUACAUUAUUCCUUUUUAUAUUUACGGUUCAAUUAUAUACUAUGUACUUAAUAUUAUUUUUUUUGCAAACAUUAUUUACUAUGAAAAAUAUUUUGUUAAUUUUGUUGAUUUUACACGAGACUGUGUCUUUUUAUUUUGUUGAAAAUCGUUUAAACAAAUGACAUUGUACUUGGUGAUGGUGUUUUGGGUCAUUAAAUAUUUAGUUAAUAUUU